GGUCUUUUGCAAGGCAGGGAGGAGCUCAAAGUGAAACCGACUCUGGGACGGCGUAGUUUGCAGGUUGGCGAGAAAAUGCGCACUUAUCUUUGGUUAGCGGUGCUCCUGGCGGUGGCCACCACCACCUGUGUCAAGGCCAAGCCGCUGGUCUCCUUCGGUGUCAGCUAUCAGCAGCCCUACGUGGCGCCCCAGCCGGGACCCUACUACUACGGAGGACCCUACCAGGGGGCAGGCUACUACCCGGGACCCUAUGGCUACCCCUAUCCGUAUGCCAAUCGCUACGGGGCCCUGGAUGUCGGAAUAGGCGCCCUAUCGCUGUCCUCGUUCCUCCUCUGAUACCGCGUAAAAGCCAAAAGCCAGAGUAAAUAGUACCGAGAAUCACACAAAA
Molecule: messenger RNA, 388 nt
Organism: Drosophila biarmipes
Lineage: Eukaryota; Metazoa; Arthropoda; Insecta; Diptera; Drosophilidae
Exons: 2
Coding region: 76-336 (86 amino acids)
Source: RefSeq, a predicted model, not a curated record